UUACCCGGAUGUGCUGUGAUAACCCGGAUGUGUUUUGAUAACAACAUAGAUUAGCAUGUAGUAGACAGACUCGUCAGUUUGGCCAUGUACUACUGUUACAAUGACGUUUAUUUAAAUGCCGCACAAUUGUUUAGGAAUUAAUAUGAACAUUAGUGAAAGGGGCUUUUGUUUUAUUUAAUUUACUUUAUUUAAAUUGCUUGUUUUUAUCCAAGCUAACGUUAGCUUGUUGGCUAAAGGCAUGCAGCAACCUAGCAGCUAGCUGUGGACUACUAGACUUCAAACUGGAAACACGAUAGAAACACAACAAGAGUCAAGUCUCACACUGAAGACCUGGGAAUGUCCUGGACGUCAUGGCCGACGACCCUCAGAGAAACUUCCGCUCUGCUUACUAUGAAAAAGUUGGUUUCAGAGGAGUGGAGGAGAAGAAAUCUCUGGAAAUACUCCUGAAGGACAAUCCUCUGGAUCUAGAAAAGCUGAGCACCUUCAGUCAACGGUUCCCUCUCCCCUCCAUGUAUAGGAUCCAUGUGUGGAAAGUACUGUUGGGCAUCCUGCCUCCCCACAGUGACUCCCAUGCCCUAGUGGGAGGCUACAGGAAGGAGCAGUACCAAGACAUCCUGGAGGCUCUGGAGGUGAUGAGGUACAUCAACUCCUCCACACCUUCCACCCACGUCUACCUGCGCAUGUUUCAGCUGGAGAGCCAGGUCCUCCCACGCUGCUCCGAGACUUCGCCUCCGGAUGAACAGAACGAAGACUUCCUGUCCAUCAGCCGAGCCAUGGAGGAGAUCGUGGACGAUCCCGUGGACUGCUACUGGCUCAUCAAGUGUUUCGUCAAUCAGUUCUACGCCAAGUUUGGAGACUCCAUACCUCACCUUCCAAAGAGCCUGGAGCAUUAUCUGAGUCAGGAGGAACCUCGACUCCUGAACCACCUGAAGAACAAAGGGGCCCUGAGUCAGCUGCCCUACAACCUCUGGUUCAGACGCUGCUUCGCUGGCUGCCUCCCUGAAUCCAGCCUGCAGAGGGUGUGGGACAAGGUGAUCAGCGGCUCCUGUAAGAUCCUGGUGUUUGUGGCUCUGGAGAUCCUGCUCAGCUACAAGAUCGUGUUGAUGGGCAUCAACCGGUCAGAUGGCGUGGUCAAGUUCUUGUGUAACAUACCGCAGGAAAACACGGACGCCAUCGUGACUAAAGCCAUCGACCUGUGGCACAAGUACUGUGGGACCCCGAUGCACGCUGUGUAAACCACCCGGAGACCAGAGGUGAGACGAUGACUUCCCACAAUCCACUGGGAAAUUCACCUUCCAGGGGGCUUUGCCUCUGCAUGACUGAGCUGAGAACUCAUCACCGGCUGCGUCUGAUGAGCCCGAGACUCUGGAGCAACUUUUCAUAAUGACGGACGAUUUGCAGCUUCCUCCCGGGACUGUGACAAACUGUUACGUGUGUUUGGAAGAAGAAGAAGAAGACAAGGAGGCACAAACUUAUUAUUUUUUAAUAAGUUUCUUUCUUUAAGAAACUGCAUACAUCAUAGAAGACUCACAAUAAAUUAAUACCCACAUGCAGUUUUUCUGCUUUACAAAAAAACAUUUGAAAAGCCUCUUCGUUUAUUUACAUCCUCUUAGAAUUCUUUCAAAAUCUUUUUCUUAAACGAACAAGCGUCAGUAAAGUUACUGACUCUUUGUACCACAAGCACGCGCUCUCUCGUACACACAGUCAUUACACAAACACACACAGCUUCUCCCCCAACACAUCUGUCAAUUCACGGACCCACUCUGACCUAUAAACAAUAAAAAAAAACUAAAAGUAAGGUGGCAGGGUUUCCACGUUUUCUGCCGUUUAAAAGCUCGUCUCAGGAAAAUGAAAUGUCCUUCAGCAGAGAGCUCAGCAACAGUUUACUGUGUCUACAGAUAUUAUAUCAAAUAAAGGUAAUUUGGCAACUUUUUAAAUCCCUGUAAACAAAACUGUAGGCACAGUGGCUCGCUGAACCCUCGGCAGCAGUCGCGCUGGGAUGCAUUCAAGGUCGGGACUUCCACAGCUUUGGUUUUUUUUUUUUUUUAAAUGGAAAUCUGGAGAAUGUGUGAGCGCUCUUGAAUGCAGCCCCGUUAACAGACGGACAAAACGAAUGGGGAGAAUCUUGAGUUAUUGCUCAGGUGAUCGACGUGAACGGGGUUUGGAGAUCAGAAUUUUCAUUUCAAGCAUUUUUGGGACUUUGAUCAGGAUUUUUUUUUAGAUUUGGCUUCAGAUUCAGCUGCCUUGUUUUACACACUGAUGGAAAUACUUCAAUUCCUCUGGCAAAGAGGCAAACACGACUGAGCCCCAAGAAUAAUAAUAGUAAUAAAAAAAGAAAGAAAUGGCGCCCCACUCUCAUCUCCCACGUCCCUGGACUUGGCUCAGACUUCCACCUCCGAUAGGCUCGUUUCAAAAACAGAAGUGCUGUAACGUAAAUGUAACACCUCCUCUUCAUCAUUUAAAAAAAAUGACAAUUAAAAGCUUUUGAAUAUCAAGAAGUCCGUAAAGUCUCCGCUGAGGAGACGACAGUCGACUUUAAAUCCAUCUGAAAGGUUGUUUUAUUAUUAUUUUUUUUUUAUCUUCAUUUUUUUUUUCCCGUCCCUCUCGUUUCCUUGAAUGACUCAAACUCACGUGCUGAGGCCGACCCGUCAGCCUGAAGCCGACGCGGUGCAGGUCGUUAGCAGUACGAGGGCAGCAGGUAGCGGUUUGAACACUUGAGGCUUCGGUGGGAAGAUUU
Messenger RNA from Mugil cephalus (flathead mullet), 2737 nucleotides. It is a transcript of the gene tbc1d7, whose product is annotated as TBC1 domain family, member 7. Gene Ontology annotation, molecular function: GTPase activator activity. NCBI's taxonomy places the organism in Eukaryota, Metazoa, Chordata, Actinopteri, Mugiliformes, Mugilidae. Gene Ontology annotation, biological process: negative regulation of TOR signaling; activation of GTPase activity. The transcript has 8 exons. The coding region runs from base 351 to 1235 and encodes 294 amino acids. The record is from RefSeq and is a predicted model, not a curated record.